Clonostachys solani is the source of this 243-nucleotide messenger RNA. The record is from the annotation of a GenBank genome assembly. Lineage: Eukaryota; Fungi; Ascomycota; Sordariomycetes; Hypocreales; Bionectriaceae.
AUGACUUCGUCUUUGUUGACGACCCUGACCUCCCCCAACGGGCACCCGGUCAAGCAGCCUCUAUUACUAUUCACCAAUAACGAAUGGCGCUCCGCGAAAUCCGGCGAGAGCAUCGCUAUCGUGAGCCCCAUAAACGAAGAAGAAAUCGUCAAGGUCCAUGCGGCGGGAGCCCAAGAUGUCGAUGACUCUGCCCAGACAGCGCGGACCACCCUCAGAGGCCCACGGUCGAGCACUGGCGUGUAG